Ceratina calcarata is the source of this 1441-nucleotide messenger RNA. Its product is annotated as methyltransferase-like protein 25. The coding region runs from base 95 to 1336 and encodes 413 amino acids. The record is from RefSeq and is a predicted model, not a curated record. Lineage: Eukaryota; Metazoa; Arthropoda; Insecta; Hymenoptera; Apidae. The transcript is spliced from 4 exons.
CAAAAUAUUACAUCUGACCAAAUGCAAAAUAAAGCGAUAUUACUUAUAAUAAAGUAUUAUUAUUUCCUUGCUUGUGUUGAGAAACUCUAUAGUUAUGUAUGACGAACAUUUGAAAGAGAUCAUUCACUUUACCAACACUUACAGCGAUUUAAUAAAUUGCCAUAUCGUUGAUUUUAUUACCAAUAAUUUAUGGGCAACGUGUAUACCGGAAUCCCUAAGAUCAGAGCUUGAGAGAACCGAGUUCAAUUGGAUUAAUUCAAUGGGCAACGAUGAUUAUCCUGUAUUAAACAAUUUCAUAAACAAGGCAAAGUCGUUGUCUUUACAAUCAUGUUCUGUCGAAAUAAAUUCUAAAGAGUUCGCGAACGUAUUACCAGGCAUUAAUAAUUGCAAUAAACCCGUUCGUAAAAUGGAAUUUAUAAAUGCAAAGAAAUCGCACGAAGUAGAAUGCCUCGGGGACAUCAUUGGGACAGUUGCGAAAAAAAUGAAUAAUUUGGUAAUAGAUGCAGGUGCUGGUAAAGCGUAUCUGUCGACGUUCUUAGCAGAGAAUCACAACGUUCCUGUUCUUGCCAUAGACUCUUCGCAAUCUUGUAGCAACGGAGCGAUCUGUAGACAGAAGAAGUUAGGAAGGAAACUCGCGUUCUCCCCAAACCUGGUACGAUACGUGGUCGAAGAGAUAAAUAGUGGAACCGAUUACGAAAAAAUGGUGAAUCAAAAUUUUCCUGAGUGGGACAUCGAUCGAAAUCUUCUACUGACUGGUUUACACACAUGCGGUUCUCUUACUGAUUCGAGUAUCAAAACGUUCUUAAGUACAAAGGAUAUUAGAAGCUUAUGUAUAGUGCCUUGUUGUUACCAUUUGACGAACGAAACGUUUGAUCAAAGAAUAAGUUUUUCGAAGAAUGCUAGAAUGCUGGCCCAACAGUCUGUCGAAAGGAGCACAAGAAAUACAUUUGUACCUUCAUCGUUAUUUUAUAGAGCAAUUUUGCAAGUGGUUUUCCAUUCCUUAGGUAUUUAUAAUGCGAGAGUAGGUCGUGGUGGACCUCUUCACGAUUUUGCAAGUUAUGCACAAUGGGCGUUCUCGAGAAUCGGGAUGGAGAUCGAGAAGAUACCAUCACGGGAGAAUUUGACCAACACGUUCGAAUUCUAUGCACAUUUAAUGAAGAACUUUCAUAUAUUUCAAAUGCUGAGAGUGUACUUGGGUAUCGCGUUGGAAGCAGCUAUUAUGUUAGACAGAAUUAUAUUUUUGCAGAACAGUAAUCAAUGUUCCAAAGUCGCGAUAUUACGCUUAUUCGAUCCUAUGCUGUCUCCGAGACGAUACGCUGUCGUCGCGGUGAAAUAACAGUUCGAAGAAGCAGCUAACUGCGAACAAAAAUAAUUCUUGAAUCUAAGUAGAUUUAUUGUGUUCAUGACUGAUGUAAUUUGUAAAUAUAUAAACAUAAAUACU